Messenger RNA from Octopus sinensis (East Asian common octopus), 1443 nucleotides. RefSeq names its product actin-related protein 6. Bases 45 to 1235 code for a protein of 396 amino acids. The transcript has 12 exons. NCBI's taxonomy places the organism in Eukaryota, Metazoa, Mollusca, Cephalopoda, Octopoda, Octopodidae. Gene Ontology annotation, molecular function: nucleosome binding. The record is from RefSeq and is a predicted model, not a curated record. Gene Ontology annotation, cellular component: Swr1 complex.
GAGAAAUAUUAUUAUUUACGACAUUAAGUUUGAUUUAUGGCACGAUGGCGGUAGUUGUUCUAGACAACGGUGCCGGUUUUUCCAAAAUAGGAUUUUCCACUGACGAACAACCAAGGAAUGUCCCAAAUUGUGUUUCCAAAGCCAAAAAUGUACGAACGCGAAUAUUCAUUGGUGACCAGAUUGAAGAUUGCAAGGACCUGUCUGGACUGUAUUACCUUCUUCCAUUUCAAAAGGGUUACCUAGUAAACUGGGAGAUUGAGAAACAAGUAUGGGAUUAUCUCUUCGGCAAAGAUGUUCUGAAGGUGAACUUUAGUGAGACAACACUUGUUGUCACUGAACCCCACUUCAACUUCUUAUCCAUUCAAGAAGCAAUGAAUGAAAUUUUCUUUGAGGAUUACCAAUUCCAAGCUAUCUAUAGAACCAAUGCCAGCCAUUUAAGUGAUUACAAACUAAGACGAGAACAAAGCACCAACAAUCUCUGCAGUUUGGUUAUUGAUUCUGGUUAUUCAUUCAGCCAUCUAGUUCCCUACAUGAAGGGGGAAAAAAUAACAAAUGCUGUUAAAAGGAUUAAUGUUGGUGGGAAAAUAUUGACAAAUCAUUUGAAAGAAAUAAUAUCUUAUCGGCAGCUGAUGGUUAUGGAUGAGACAUAUGUUAUCAACCAGCUUAAAGAGGAUGUUUGUUUUGUAUCUCAAGACUUCAACAAAGAUAUGGAAAAAGCAAGAUUAAACAGAAAGGAUAAUAGCAUUGGACGAGAUUAUAUAUUACCUGAUUACACAAACAUCCACCGUGGCUAUAUGAAUACACUUGAAGAAUCUACUGGAAAGUCUAAAGAAAAUGAGCAAUUAAUCCGAGUAAAUAACGAACGGUUUUCUGUCCCCGAGAUACUUUUCCACCCAUCCAAUGUUGGAAUAGAAGAAAUGGGAGUUGCAGAAACAGUGGCACAUAUUUUAAGUCUUGUUUCAAAAGAAAUGGAACCUCAUUUGUUGAAUAAUAUUCUACUGACUGGUGGAAAUUGCUUCCUUCCUGGUUUCAAAGAACGUUUUGUAAAAGAAGUGAGAAGUAUGAUCCCCAUUGAAUAUGAUCUCAAAGUAACCAUGCCAGACAAUCCACAGACUUAUGCUUGGCAUGGAGGUGCACAGUUGGCUUCUGAUCCUAAAUUUUCAUCUAUGGUUGUCACCAAGCAUCAAUAUGAAGAAUAUGGACACAGCAUUUGUGCAGAUAAAUUCAAUGUAUAAGAUCAAAACAUCAAUUAUAAUCACUCAUUAAUCAAAGUCAUUUGUGUAAUGGAUGUCAUUAUUCAUAAUAUUCAUUCAGAUUUCUUGGUUCACUACAUCAAGUAUGCUAGCUCCCAUAUUAAAUAUUGUAUAUUCUGUGCUUCCUUUAUUCAUUGUUUAAAAUCUUAAUCAUGAAAAGAAAUACACUACAUGUUUGCAGGUAAAAGAG